AUGGGGGCUGCGCGGCCCGACGGACAGACACCGUCUGGGACAACCGAUCUCUCCAACGUGUCGCAUCAACCGCUGGCGGCGGCGCCGCGGGACGCGUCGGAGGCUACAUUCAACAGCUUGGCGGUUCCCAGUGUCGGAGCGCUGGCAGCACCCGAUCAGAUCGAAUCAAAUCCAGCCGGCGGCCGCGGUCUGCGCUUCUACUAUUUCUCCUUCCCCAACGGUGUGUGCGGCUUCUUUCAAGCCAACGAACAAACCAGUUUGGGAUCGACCCAUGAUGCAUCUCAGCCUGAGCCUACCAUUGGCUCCAGCCCGGGGUCCGCCAAUGUCUAUUCUUUUCCACACAGUCAUGCCGCGUCAGCGGGUGUCAGAUCAUCCGGUGAUGGGUCAUGGGCAGAGGCGUGUGGUGGCCUGUCCGAGCAGACUGCUGCAUGGGUUAGCGUGGGGGGUCAGGGACUCCCUGUGAGGAGUGACUCAUUGCGGAUUGCGGAGGGAGGGGUGCGCAUUGCGGAAGGGCAAGGUGGAGAGAUCCAGAUCACCACAACGCCCACACAACCGCCGGUGCCGCCGGAGUUUAGCCGUCCACCCUACGCUCCUCUCGGUGAUAUCGGGCAUGACCAGCCCGCAGUGGCAACAGAGUCGCCAUCGUUUCACGUUGCUGCUGCUGAUACAAUGGAGAUGGCCCCUGGAGGGAGCGGCUGUAAUGCCAUUGUGCCUUUUGAACCGGCCACUCAAAUGCUUGAGAAUGACGCUGAUGUGAACGCCGACUUUCACCACCUGGUGGCGCCUCACCAGAUGCCUGUUUCCUCCAUCACCCCUGCCGCUCCCGAGGACUUGCACGGUACAAGUGUGGCAAGUGAUACCUGCCAGCACAGCAGGCUUAAGGUGGCUGAACCGGGCCGGGAACCUGCUGGAGUAAGCGGCCUGCCCUUUGCUGAUGUGCUUGCUACCACUCUGGAGGCGCAGACCGUCACCAAAAGCCUCCUUACCCCUUGGAAAGCUCAGCAGCUGCUUGCUGCUGCUGCUGCUGCUGCUGUUGGUGCUGCUGGUGGUGCUCGUGCUGCUGCUGGGACGAACGGGCCCCAUCGUUCCACAACGGUGGACUCUUCAUACUUGCCUGGCUCCCCAGACGCUCCCCACCCCUCACACUACCUUGUACAAGCUUCAAAACUUCCUGACACGGACUCUCCAAUCACCAGAGGUGCUGCAGCCGAUGCUGCAGCUCCUUGUGCUGUUUAUUCUGCCACUCCGUCUGCAGCUGAUGCUGCCGCCGUCGUUGCCGCUGCUGCCGAUCGCACUGCUGGUGCUGCUGAGUGCACGAAUGCAGAAAGCUUGUUCCUCGGUGGGUGCGAUGACUUCACCUCCCUGUUGCUCAUGGAACCCCUCAGCCUCGUUGACUCGCUGUCGCUCCCAUAUCCCUUCACCACCUUGGACUCCUUGCCUCCGGGCGUAAACAUGCAAAGGGGAGAUUCCCCGAGAGGGGAUAAGCUGACGAAUAUUUUCUCGGCGGCUGCGCAAGCAGCAGGUUAUGGCGGAGAGGGAUCAUCAGUGGGGCAGGGCGGUGAUGCGGAGGUGGGAGAAGGGCUGCCACAGGCGAGUUUGGACUUUAUGGCUCAGGAGGAGCUGUUUCAGGCGCUUCUGCUAGAGGAGGCACCAGAGAGCGCCACCAAGAGGUUGUUGAGUGCUAUGUGCAGUGUGGAGAUGCCUGCAGACCAGCCUGGUGAAUCAUCUGAGCAUCCACCUGCUGGAUCAGCCAUGAAACAACCUGGAGAUCCAUCUGAAGAUCCACCUGGAGAUCCAACGGUUGGAACAGGGGCUUCCCUUGGUGUGGGCGGAAAUGAGGUGGUUUUGAAGACGCCCGGAAUGGGUGCUGCUGUGGCGCCAGAGGAAGGGAGGAAAGAGGGGGGCAAGCAGCAGAAGAAGAGGAAGAAGACCCAGAAGAAGGCUGAGACGGCGUCAUCAAUGCAGGGUGGGCAGCAGGAUGCUGCAGCUGUGAAGGUGGCCUUCCCUGAAACCACGAGCACCCCAGUUGCUGAAGCAUGCGUGAUGCCAAGAAGCACUGGUGAUUCUAGUGAUUCCGGGGUUGCACCUGCUGUGGCCGGGAGUGAGGCAGUUUUGAAGACGGCUGUGGUGGGUCCUGCUGCGGAUCCAGACGGGAGGGAGGAGGAAGGCAAGCAGCAGAAGAAGAGGAAGAAGACACAGAAGAAGGCUGAGCAGGUGUCAUCAAUGGGGGAUGGGCAGCUGGAUGGAGCUCGUGUGAAGGCGGCGGCCCAGGCCAAGAAAGCAAGGAAGCAGAAAGAAGAGGGGACUGGGAAAUCGGUGGGUGGCGGAGAUAAAGGACAACAUCCAUGGAGUGCGGAGGUGGCUUGGGACGUUUGGCACGCCUGA
This is a messenger RNA of Closterium sp. Naga37s-1, 2385 nucleotides long. The record is from the annotation of a GenBank genome assembly. NCBI's taxonomy places the organism in Eukaryota, Viridiplantae, Streptophyta, Zygnematophyceae, Desmidiales, Closteriaceae.